This is a messenger RNA of Dermatophagoides pteronyssinus (European house dust mite), 729 nucleotides long. RefSeq names its product fatty acid-binding protein. NCBI's taxonomy places the organism in Eukaryota, Metazoa, Arthropoda, Arachnida, Sarcoptiformes, Pyroglyphidae. Gene Ontology annotation, molecular function: lipid binding. The record is from RefSeq and is a predicted model, not a curated record.
CGCGUAAAAACUCCUAGCAGAGGAUAGCGUUUUCGUCAACGAACAUUCGAACGAACCAAUAUAAAGUCACCAUAGUCGUAUAGCAGAUUCACAUUGCUAAAACAUUAUUUUGUUCAUUUCAUUUCUCAUAUCCAACUUUUGAAUAAAAUUUGAUCCUCAAACAAUUAAUCAAUCCAACAAACAAACAAAAUGGCAAGUAUCGAAGGCAAAUAUAAAUUGGAAAAAUCGGAAAAAUUCGAUGAAUUCCUCGACAAAUUGGGCGUCGGUUUUAUGGUGAAAACAGCAGCUAAAACAUUGAAACCAACAUUCGAAGUGGCCAAGGAAAAUGACCAAUAUGUUUUCCGAUCGUUGAGCACAUUCAAAAAUACCGAAAUCAAAUUCAAAUUGGGCGAAGAAUUUGAAGAAGAUCGUGCCGAUGGUAAACGAGUCAAAACUGUUAUCAAUAAAGACGGAGAUAAUAAAUUUGUUCAAACACAAUUCGGCGAUAAAGAAGUCAAAAUUGUUCGCGAAUUCAACGGCGAUGAAGUUGUUGUGACUGCGUCCUGUGAUGGUGUCACUUCGGUUCGAACCUACAAACGCAUUUAAACACAUUUUGAUCGCAACGAUGAUGGACGACUAUCCAGUCAAUCAUUCGAAAAAUUUUCCUUUAGCCCUUUUCAUUUUUUUGGUUGUCUUUUUUUGUACGAGUCAAUUUUGAAAAAAAUAAAAAUUGAAUUAAAAAUUCCAAAA